UGAAUGACCGGCUUUAAUUAUAAUGAUUAUUUACACCAACAGACAUGCUUAGUCAAACACAAUAAAACAAUAAUAAACUAUGGUUAGGGACUAGCUCUUGCUAUAUGUGAAAUGUAUGGUGAUAAGAUGCAGUUACUAUUAUGUUUUGUUUUUUUUGUGUGAAUUUUCAUUAUGACUUUGAUUUUUUUUUUUUUUUUAAGGUCUAUGCACCAUCCCCAAAUUCAGAUGAUUUUAACAGGGAAUCUCCAAGUUACCCAUCCCCUAAACCACCAAGCAGUAUGUUUGCUAGCACUUUUUUUCUUCAAGAUGGGUCUCAUAACGCCUCAGAGAUUUGGAAUUCAGCCAAUGGGAUAAGCCAGCCUGGACUUGGUGGAAUGUUGGGCAGCUCAUCUGCUCACAUGUCUCAGUCUGGCAGCUAUGGCAGUCUACAUGACCGCUUGAACUAUCCUCCACACCCAGUUUCGCCUACAGAUAUAAAUGCAAGUCUUCCUCCAAUGUCCAGCUUCCAUCGAGGUAGCACAACAAGUUCCUCCUAUGGAGCUGCUUCUCACACUCCUCCCAUAAAUGGAUCCGACAAUCUUUUAGGUGCAGGAAGUAGAGGAAAUGGAGCUGGGAGCUCACAGACAGGGGAUGCACUUGGGAAAGCUUUGGCAUCUAUUUAUUCCCCUGACCACACCAGCAGUAGUUUUCCUUCAAAUCCUUCAACUCCUGUUGGAUCACCUUCACCUCUGCCAGGUGCUAACCAGUGGUCUAGACAAGGAGGGCAAACACCUUCAUCUCCAAGCUAUGAAAACUCUCUUCACUCCCUGAAAAAUCGGGUUGAACAGCAACUUCACGAGCAUUUGCAAGAUGCUAUGUCCUUCUUAAAGGAUGUCUGUGAGCAAUCUCGAAUGGAAGAUCGCUUGGAUAGACUUGACGAUGCUAUCCAUGUACUACGGAAUCAUGCAGUGGGACCUUCAACAAGCAUGGCUGCUGAUAUUCACAGUUUACUGGGUGCUGCCCAUAAUGGGUCCCUUGGAAGUCUGACUGCAAACUAUGGAACAUCUGGAUUAGUAGUGAACAGUCGGCAGACCUCAAUG
This is a messenger RNA of Bombina bombina (fire-bellied toad), 1079 nucleotides long. RefSeq names its product transcription factor 12-like. Lineage: Eukaryota; Metazoa; Chordata; Amphibia; Anura; Bombinatoridae. The annotation marks the transcript as partial. Gene Ontology annotation, molecular function: RNA polymerase II cis-regulatory region sequence-specific DNA binding; DNA-binding transcription factor activity, RNA polymerase II-specific. Gene Ontology annotation, biological process: regulation of transcription by RNA polymerase II. The record is from RefSeq and is a predicted model, not a curated record. Gene Ontology annotation, cellular component: transcription regulator complex. The transcript has 8 exons.